UCGCCAUGGAAACUUUAAGGCGAGUGUUGGAUGUUAGUUGUCAAAGUUUGCCAUGGAGCCAGUGGCCAGAGCUUAUUAUGGUAAAGCGACUUCUUUAAAUUUGAAUUCCAAAAAACUAAAGGACGUCCCCGGGUGUGUUUCCCGAUUAUCAAACCUGUCAGUGCUGCUGCUGAACAACAACUCCAUCAGCGCCCUGCCUGCCGAGCUGCUCUCUUUACAACGCCUGGUUAAGCUCAAUUUGGGAAAUAAUGCCUUGAAGGAGGUCCCUGCUGUUUUGGGCCAUCUGGAGUCCUUGAAGAAACUGUAUCUGUUCAGCAACCAAAUUACAGUAGUGCCACCUGAUGUCAUAGAUGGUUUACACAACCUUGUUGUGCUCAAUCUGAACCACAACCAGAUUCAAAGACUUCCACCUGAGAUUAAAAGCUUGAGACGGCUUCAACAUCUCAGUGUGCUGGACAAUCAGUUGGAGGAGGUCCCUGCUGAGUUGGGUCAUCUCACUAUGUUGUCUGAGUUAAACUUGACAUCCAAUAAUUUGUCCUGGCUACCUCAGCAGCUGUACCAGUGUAAAGAACUAACCAGGUUAUAUGUAGCCAGAAACAAGCUGACCAGCCUACCAGAGUGUGGCAGCUACAUGACCAAACACUUACAUUUCACUCAGGGAAUUGGGGCACUGGCAAAACUCCAGGUUCUAGAUGUGGCUGGGAACAAGAUGUCUAUGUUCCCCAUUGAGUUUCACCUGCUGCCCCUGAAGGAGCUCUACUAUGAAGGCAACAGGUUUGUGCGCUGUGAGCCGAUAUCGUCAGUGCAGGAUGUGGAGGUGCUUACAUUAAAGGAACUGGUUGCCAGAUUUGUCUUGCAGGAGAACAGGAACAUGUCGUCUCUGGUCCACAGGAUGCUUCACCACUACCCACUCCUGACCACCCUGUUGGCCAGUGGCAGCUGUUGUGCGCUCUGCCUGGGUCCCUUCCUCACCACCUGGCUGGAGUGUGUGCAUUUUGUCAAUCUGAAGAAGGACAUGAAAAUAAGGAGUUCGCUGACUAUUCCCGUGCGCGCCCUUCUCUGUUCGUACAAGUGCUUUAAUACAGAUGGACACUCCUACUAUGGUAUUGCUGCAAGAUAAAUACAAGUUCAGUAAUAAUAGCUACUAUCUAUCUCAAUCACAAUGGACACAUAUCUAUUAAUACACACAUUUAACAAUAAACCUCACCAAGACAAUGCAUUUCUGGCAGUAGUUAGAUGUGCUAAAAUAUAUUAAUAUGGUGCUAUGAUUUCCAGUAUAUGAGUUUUUUGUCCUUCAAACAUCUCACAGAUGCCGUUUGACUCCGUGGUCACUAGGUGGCAUCAAAAGAACACUGAAAAAUGUUUUAAUAAUGAUAGCAUGUCGAGUAUAUUUAUGCUGUGUGCCAACCAUAGCUUUCAUAAAAUUCCUAAUAAUAAAAUCUGUAUAAUAGGUCUGUA
Messenger RNA from Micropterus dolomieu (smallmouth bass), 1458 nucleotides. It is a transcript of the gene lrrc69, whose product is annotated as leucine rich repeat containing 69. The record is from RefSeq and is a predicted model, not a curated record. NCBI's taxonomy places the organism in Eukaryota, Metazoa, Chordata, Actinopteri, Centrarchiformes, Centrarchidae. Gene Ontology annotation, molecular function: protein binding. The transcript has 8 exons. Bases 53 to 1120 code for a protein of 355 amino acids.